UGGAAAUUUUUACGGACUACAGUGUCCAGGAACAACUAGAUGCAAAACACAAGAAGUCCGAGAUAUUUGUUAAAAUACGGGGCUACCUUCUUAUAUGUGCAGCACGAUUCAAUUGUAUUCGCUUAGUUGCUUACUGGAUAAAUCUAUGAGGGCUGUGUGUCAAUGCACGCAAGACAACCCCAGAUAAAUCGCAAAAUAAGGACAAUCAUGAGCUCCGAUAUUCUGUGCAGUAGUGCUGUUCUUCAACACAAAAGACAACGCAUGAAACAGAAAAGCACAACACAGAAAGUAGCACGGUGAUAACGAAAGCGUGUUCAGGCCUGAAACUUUAAGUGCAAUGUGUGCGCUGAUCUGAGAGGCAGUCAUACUAAGCCACAGUGAGUACACCCACAGAGGCGAUCCUACUGGGCCUCUUGUUUUCGUAUUGAUCCACAGAAAUUAAAAGGACCUAAUGCAGUGGCACUUUAAAAACUGUAUAAUGCAUAAUAAGGACUGAAACAAAGGCCUGAGGAUAGACCCUCUGUAUGCAGCACAGUCUCACCUCAAGUAACUGAAAAUAUGUCAGCUACUUUAUACUCGUGCAUAAGAGAAAUAUGCAGGGCUGCCAAUUCUAACGUAUGUGACGUGACACACGCUCUCUGACUCUCGCACUCAUGCCAGAGAUCUUUCUUUUUAUUAUUUUUUUUACUUUUUUUUAAUUAUGCAUGCAAGAGAUCUUAAGACAAGUCUAUAUUAUUCCAUUAUGAACUUAAAAUUUGCGGCAUCAAAAGUGCUGUGGUAGUUUCAAACCAUACUGACUACAACUAAUGAAGCUACCCUGUGAGCUAAAAUGAUACUUUGUAAAGACCAACUAUCAUUUAUUUUAUGUUGCUAAAAUAAGAUUUCAAAUAUUCUUAAAAUAUCUGUUCCUGUAAACAACAGAACAAAGACAACAUCAACAAUGUUUUCCUUUUAACUGAUAAGAAAUACACAGAAAAUGCAUCAGUGGACAAACACACAUCGUAAAGAUUAUAACCUCUGACAGUAUGUACUGGCCCUCACUGUUUUCUGCAGUGUCUCUCCCUCUCAGCUCUUCAUUUCACACUUUAUUUUUGUAUCUGCAGAAAAUAGCUGUGAGUCACAUGAAUGACACAGGAAACCAAGCAAACUGACUUAAAUUUCUUAAAUAUUCCCCCUGCUCUGGCAUGUUCGCCCCAUGUCGGUGUGGGGUUUCCUCUGGGUUCUCCUGUUUCACCCCACAGUCCAAAAACAUGCUGAGUGUCCACUCCCCCUUCACUCUGCCUGCUGUGUGUGAGAAUAGAAACGACAGAGACAGUGAAGGUACAGAGGAUGAGGAAGUGAGUGUCAGUCUCCACAGAUCUGGGCUCAGUGACACACACACGUAUGGAUCCUCUGAUGCUCCUGUUUCUUCUCAUUGCUGGGCUCACAGGUGCUGACAGUGUGUUCACAGUUGGAUGGGUGACUGUACAGAGAGGAGGAUCUGUCACCAUCCCAUGUUUCUGUGAUGACAGAUAUAAAACUCAUGUGAAAUACUGGUGCAGAGGGUUUAAUGUACUGGUGUGGUGUGAAGCAUAGUGGAGCCUCAGAUGUUGGAGAUCGGGUUAACCUGUCAGUCAUUGAUGGUCCUCCAGGGCUGUCAGUGGAGAAACAGGAGGUGACGGGUGUGGAUGGAGACAGUGUCAGUGUUCAGUGUUACUAUGGAAACAACAGAAGACAUAGGAUGUGGUGUAAGAUUGGGGGCUCCUGUGCAUCAGAGAGAUCAGUGAGUUUGGAUGGGAGGCCUGUCCUGAUCAGGGAUGACACAGUAAAUAAAGUCUUCAGUGUGACAAUGAGUGGGCUGGAGAGGAAGGACACUGGCUGGUAUUGGUGUGCUGCUGGAAUCCUGCAGAUCCCAGUUCAUAUUACUGUUAAACCUAACCCGCACGAUCACCUGCCUGCACCACCCCGAUCGUGACAGAAUGACAGACCGUAAGAAAAGGAGGAAGCAGAGGAGAAGGAAGCACCUGGAGGAGCCGAUCAGUCUGGGCGCCUGCUCCCUCGCCAACACCUGGCCUCUCGCGGAGGGCGAGAGAGAGGAGCUCGUCCUGGGCUCUGACCCAGAACCGCUCUAUCUGGGAGCCUACUCCCUAGCGAGGCUCUGGGCUCCCAGCGACGACGACGAGGAGGAUGAGCCCUUCACGUUCCCUGUGCUGGACCCUAUCCCCCCGGAGCAGCUACCGCCCCUGGACCGGUACAGUUACCGGCCCGAACGACUGGCAAAUUGGGGAGGUUUUAGGGCUGUAAGGGACUCGAUCCCCCGAGUGCCCCGGGUCCCGAAGAGGAUCGCACCCGUCUCCCCCUCCCAGGACUUGCCAGUUCUGCCUGCGCUGUCAGCGCAGCUCCCGCCUCUGCAACCUGCGCAGCCGGAGCAGCCAUCACCGCUGUCCGCUACGUCUGCGCAGCUUCCUCCACCUGCGGCUUGCCAGUCCGAGCAGCCGCCGCUGCCUGCGGACCCCACUCCCGUGCAGCUGCCGCUGCCUGCGGACCCCGAUCCCGUGCAGCCGCCACUGCCUGCGGAGACCACACCCACGCCCAAGGCGCCCUCUCUGCCGCUCCUACAGCCUGCAGCUCCCGGGCAGGCGCCCCCCCCUGCAGCAACCUGCAGCUCCCGGGCAGGCGCCCCUUCCACUGCCUGCCCUAGUGACUUUGCCCCCAGUGACUGCUCUGUCCUCGCCCCGUCAUCCUUGACCCCGAUCGAGGGCCGUUUUGUCUGUGUCCCGCAAGGGAAGGGGACACAGACGUCGGACUGGGGUCCCACCCGCCCUGCCCCCUGGCUCGCCCUCCCUCGCCUGCGCUAGGGCUCGGUUGGCACCUGCGGGUCCUGGCCCUCUGGGUCGGCUGUCGCCUGCGGGUCCCCCUCCGCGGCCUCGUCGCCCUGCCUCGCUCCCACCUCCGGUGCCUGGUCGGUCGCCUGCUAUGUCCCCUUUCCUGCUUUGUCUUUCUGCCUUCCCUGUCCUUUGUCAGCUCCUGUCUCGCGUCCUGUCUCUUGCCCUGUUUUGUGCAUCGGUCCUGUUUCCCGUCUCUCGUUGAUGGUUCUGUUUCUUUUGCUCCAGGUCCCGGUUCCCGUGUCCCGUCUGUCGCCUCCUCCCUGGCACGCCCGGUGAAGCGCGCCUUUGGGGGGGGUUCUGUCAUGACCUGCUCGUCGGCUCCUCAUGUGUGCCACGCCCCCUGCUUACCCACGUGUUCUUUCCCGAUCGUACCCAGCUGCCUGCCUGCACCACCCCGAUCGUGACAGAUACUUUACCCAACACCCGAGGCCUGCAGCGGGGCGUCCGGGCCUAUGCCAGAGCCCCAGAGCUGUGGUGCUAGAGAUCGACUUUUAUUUAAAUUAGAAAUAUAUUAUUUUAUACUAUUCACAAAUAAGACAGAUUAAUAAAUAGAGGUAAUGUGCUUUCUGCCAGGAUGGGACUGCUGGCUGUCUGCUUCUUACAUCCAGGACCAGCGGUUAAACGAGAUGUUACAGUCACUCUGCAGUCACCCUGCAACAAUUUGUCAACCGGUGGCCAUUUUGUUUCAUUGUUUGCUUCCUUCUCAUGGGCUUAUCGCUCACGACUCCAAAAGCUCUUGUGCUGACGCCCCGUUACCCACUGUCGCGGACAUUAGCUGACCGACAUGCCUAGACAUGCAAUACGCAUAAAUCCCCACCCCAAAACAGGAUGGCUGUGUUUUACCGAUAUAAAAUAGUACAUUUUGUUUAAAGCUACAAUAAAUAUAUUAUAAUAUUUUCAUAAAAUAAUUAAUCUCACCUGUUCACUAUCAGUGCCCUGGGAUAUUAACACUUUGGUCAUGACACUAAUUCAUUGUUCUGCAUCUAAUCAUUUUCUCUGUAGAAUAUCUUUCAUAAUUUAUAUUUCAGUUUCAAGAGUGACAUUUUCUUAGUCUUUAUUGACUAACAGAACACUGUUUUUAUUAACUAUCCUUUCUCCUGUUUCCACUGCUCUCCUUUUCUCU
Brienomyrus brachyistius is the source of this 3990-nucleotide messenger RNA. RefSeq lists its product as uncharacterized. The coding region runs from base 1959 to 2837 and encodes 292 amino acids. NCBI's taxonomy places the organism in Eukaryota, Metazoa, Chordata, Actinopteri, Osteoglossiformes, Mormyridae. The record is from RefSeq and is a predicted model, not a curated record. The transcript is spliced from 6 exons.